UCCGCCGGAAGUGGCGGUUGUUGACAGUAUUUCUUAGCUCGGCGUUGAAUUGGGUAGUUAGGGGUCCUUUGGCGGCGUCGCGGAGUCUGGGACGGCCAAGUCAGUCCUGUGGCAGGGGAGAUGGAUAUCCUCAAGUCGGAGAUCUCUCGGAAGCGGCAGCUAUUGGAGGACAAGAAGCUGUUGGGGGAAAGUAAAAGAUACUUCAAACGUAGUGAACUUGCAAAAAAAGAAGAGGAGGCAUACUUUGAAAGAUGUGGCUACAAGCCUGUAAAUGAGAAGCCAACUGGAGAGGUACAGCCAAAAGAAGAGGAUCAGAAACCAUUAACUUCAUCUAAUCCAGUAUUAGAACUAGAACUGGCAGAGGAAAAAUUGCCCAUGACUCUUUCAAGGCAAGAGGUCAUCAGGCGACUGAGAGAAAGAGGAGAACCUGUUAGAUUGUUUGGAGAAACCGAUUAUGAUGCAUUUCAGCGUUUAAGAAAGAUUGAGAUUCUCACACCAGAGGUUAACAAGGGUUUGAGGAAUGACUUGAAGGCAGCUUUGGAUAAGAUUGAUCAACAAUACCUUAAUGAAAUUGUUGGUGGUCAAGAACCAGGAGAAGAGGACACACAGAAUGAUCUGAAAGUCCAUGAAGAAAACACCACCAUUGAAGAAUUAGAGGCAUUGGGGGAAUCCUUAGGAAAGGGGGAUGAUCAUAAAGACAUGGACAUCAUCACCAAAUUUCUUAAGUUUCUCCUUGGAGUUUGGGCUAAAGAACUCAAUGCCAGAGAAGAUUAUGUAAAACGUAGUGUGCAGGGCAAACUGAACAGUGCCACUCAAAAGCAGACAGAAUCAUAUUUGAGACCGCUUUUCAGGAAACUGCGAAAAAGGACUCUUCCUGCUGAUAUUAAAGAAUCAAUAACAGACAUUAUUAAAUUCAUGUUACAGAGAGAAUAUGUAAAGGCCAAUGAUGCAUAUCUUCAGAUGGCCAUUGGAAAUGCUCCUUGGCCUAUUGGAGUAACUAUGGUUGGUAUCCAUGCCAGAACUGGUCGUGAAAAAAUUUUUUCCAAGCAUGUUGCACACGUUCUUAAUGAUGAGACACAAAGAAAAUAUAUUCAGGGUUUGAAAAGAUUAAUGACCAUUUGUCAGAAGCACUUCUCAACAGACCCAUCAAAAUGUGUGGAGUAUAAUGCACUAUGACAACUCUUCUCUGUGGUGCUAUAGACCAAUAAGAAACUUAAGACCUGUGGCCUUUAGGAGGAACUGCUUCCAUGAAUGAAGGGGAGAGAAAGAAUCAAGUUUUGGGAGCAUCCAUUUUCUAUCUAAUUCAUUUCUUUUAUUUAGAGGACUGUUUGGUUCUUUCAUCAAAUAUGACAGAAGACUCUUGAUUGUUGUAUCAUGUUUUUGAUUCUUAACAGUCUCAAAUUCAAGCACCAAGCCUUAUUUCCCGAUACUUUACAUACACAGACAGCAAUCAUCAAGGAAUUCCUUUUCAACAUUUUGCCAUCAUAUGUGAACGUUGUUGGUAAAGGAUUAAAGGAAACAUUUGACUUAUUAUUAUUUCUGUAAAAUAUUAUAAUAUUCAGGUUUUACAGAGAAAAGCUUUUUUUCUUCAACAGCUAACCUAAAAAUACAGCAACUGUUGUUUACAUUUGAAUUUCUUAAAUGUGUCUGAUUUUUUUUUUUCUGGCUUCCAGUAGAGAUUUGACUAUCAAUUAUGUGACUCAUUUGUUUUUCUGUGGUUUCUGAUCUUGUUUUUGAGAUUUUCCUGGGGCUAAUAGCUUAAGAGAAGCUGAAAUGAUCAGGAAAAGGAUGCUUUAAAAAUUAAGACAUGGCUUACUAUGUGAAUUUAUAAAGAAAUUUUAUAUUAAAAUUAUAAAGAAAAUCUACUUAUAAGAUUAUGAAUGGAAAAAAUUUCAUGUGGGAAAGGGAAUAUCACAACCAAGAGAAUGAUGAAGUUCAAAAAUGCUUGGUCUUCCUAGGCCAGGAUUGUCCAGUAUUUUGCCACAUACUGUGAAUUAGUCAUAUACUUGUGACUUUCUUUCUAUCAUAUUCUACCAUAUAGCAGAGGGCAAAGCAGAUGGUGUUUUUCUUACCAUGAGUGUUCACUUAUGACAGUAUUUCCUAGUUCCACAUCAUCAGAUAAGUACUUACUCUAAUUUCCUGUGCACAGGAUAUGCCAAUCCUCACCAGGUUGCAGUGCUAUCUAAUUGUUGUGUUAAAUUUAAUAUCCCAUUGAAUGUAGAAGAAAGAGAAGGAUUGAUUAGUUUGAUGGAUUAUAUGAAUAGGAUGUCAUUAACUAGGUGGUGAUAAUCAAGAUACUUACAUGACCCACUUGCUGGCUCCUUCUAGUUGUAGUAGUAUGAAGGACUCUUGGACAUAAUUGACUCUGCAUUUAUUUAGUUCAAAACUCAGGAUAAAAAGAGGGUUUAGUGGGAAUUGGAGAAGCCUUGAAUACAGGUAUACAAGUACUUCUGGCCCAGAGUUCUUAACUUUUUUGGUGUCGGAGACUCCUUUAGAAAUCUGGUGGUGGAAGGGGAAACCCAAAUCCUCUCAAAGAUUGUUUUUAAAUGUAUAAAAUAUAAUACAUAAGAUUACAAAGAAAACCAAUUAUAUUGUGAUAUAGUUACCAAGAUAUAUUUUUAAAAAUCCCUGGCCAUAGGUUAAGGACCCCUGUUCUAAGUCCUUGAAGAGAACUGUCAGUAACUUUAACUUAAAAAUCAAUGAACAGUUAUUUAGUACAUUUACACAGAUAAAGAAAUUGUUUAUCACAUAGCAAGUUUAGAAAAGAUCUGUUUCUAGCCUGUGUGUAAUGUCUUAAUGGGAUAAAACACAAAAAUAGGUACCCAUGAUUCAAAAUCUUAUAUUAUUUUCAAAGAGAAAAACAAAGUAAUUAUUUGCCCAGGAAAGGGUAGUUUUUAUAGGAGGAAAAAAGUGAGAUUUCUUAAAGAAUAUAUCAUUUGAGUUGAGCUUUCAAGAAUAUAGGAAUUUAGGUAAAGGAAGAGAACAUUCUAGAUAAGGAUCCAGAUGAGCCAAUGCAUAAGGACAGGAAAGUAUUAGACAUAAUUGGCAGAUAUGUACUUUCUCCUUCCCUCUCUCUCCCUCUCUUUCUUUCUCGCUCUCUCUUUUUAGAUGUCCUUUUUUAUUCAAAUUAGGGAGAAGUUAUGUUGUUUUAUUUCUUUUUUGUUUUUAUUAUAGCUUUUUAUUUACAAGUUAUAUGCAUGGGUAAUUUUGCAGCAUUGACAAUUGCCUAAUCUUUUAUUCCAAUUUUUCCCCUCCUUCCCUCCAUCCCCUCCCCCAGAUGGCAGGUUGACCAAUACAUGUUAAAUAUGUUAAAGUAUAAAUUAAAUACAAUAUAAGUAUACAUGCCCAAACAAUUAUUUUGCUGUACAAAAAAAAUCGGACUUUGAAAUAGUGUACAGUUAGCCUGUGAAGGAAAUCAAAAAUGCAAGAGGACAAAAAUAUAGGGAUUGAGAAUUAAUUCUAUGUAAUGGUUCAUAGUCAUUUCCCAGAGUUCUUUCGCUGAGUGUAGAUGGUUCAAUUCAUUACUGCUCUAUUAGAACUGGUUUGGUUCAUCUCAUUGCUGAACAUGGCCACGUCCAUCAGAAUUGAUCAUCAUAUAGUACUGUUGUUGAAGUAUAUAAUGAUCUCCUGGUCCUGCUCAUUUCACUCAGCAUCAGUUCAUAUAAGUCUUUCUGAAAUCAUCCUAUUGGUCAUUUCUUAUCAAACAAUAAUAUUCCAUAAUAUUCAUAUACCAUAAUUUAUUCAGCCAUUCUCCAAUUGAUGGGCAUCCACUCAGGUUUCCAGUUUCUGGUCACUACAAACAGGGCUGCCACAAAAAUUCUUGCACAUACAGGUCCCUUUCCCUUCUUUAAAAUCCCUUUGGAAUAUAAGCCCAGUAGUAACACUGCUGGGUCAAAGGGUAUGCACAGUUUGAUAACUUUUUGAGCAUAGUUCAAAUCGCUCUCCAGAAUGGCUGGAUGUGUUCACAAUUCCACCAACAAUGUAUCAGUGUCCCUGUUUUCUCACAUCCUCUCCAACAUUCCGCAUUAUCUUUCUCUCUCAUUCUAGCCAGUCUGACAGAUCUGUAGUGGUAUCUCAGAGUUGUCUUAAUUUGCAUUUCUCUGAUUAAUAAUGACUUGGAGCAUCUUUUCUUAUGGCUAGAAAUAGUCUCAAUUUCUUCAUCUGAGAAUUGUCUGUUCAUAUCCUUUGACCAUUUAUCAAUUGGAGAAUAGCUUGAUUUCUUAUAAAUUAGAGUCAAUUCUCUAUAUAUUUUGGAAAUGAGGCCUUUAUCAGAACCUUUGAUUGUAAAAAAUGUUUUCCCAAUUUAUUGCUUCCCUUCUAAUCUUGUCUGCAUUAGUUUUGUUUGUACAAAAACUUUUCAAUUUGAUAUAGCCAACUUUUUCUUUUUUGUGAUCAAUAAUGAUCUCUAGCUCUUCUUUGGUCAUAAAUUCCUUCCUCUUCCACAGGUCUGAGAGGCAAACUAUCCUAUGUUCCUCUAAUUUGUUUAUAAUCUCAUUCUUUAUGCCUAGGUCAUGAACCCAUUUUGACCAUACCUUGGUAUACUGUGUUAAGCGUGGGUCAGUGCCUAGUUUCUGCCAUACUAGUUUCCAAUUUUCCCAGCAAUUUUUGUCAAACAAUGAGUUCUUAUCCCAAAAGCUGGGGUCUUUGGGUUUGUCAAACACUAGAGUAUUAAAGUUAUUGGCUGUUUUGUCCUUUGAACCUAACCUAUUGCACUGAUCAACUAAUCUGUUUCUUAGCCAAUACCAAAUGGUUUUGGUAACUGCUGCUUAUUAUAAUAUAAUUUUAGAUCUGGUACAGCUAGGCCACCUUCAUUUGAUUUUUUUUUUCAUUAAUUCCCUUGAAAUUCUUGACCUUUUGUUUUUCCAUAUGAACUUUGUUGUUAGUUAUGUUGUUUUAAAAAUAAUCUGUAGACUUCCUAAAAGUAUUUCUGUUAGGCUCAGUGGUGGGGCACAGUAUUUCUGUAUUGGAACUGAAAUGAAAAUACUAAACAGGAGGCAGUCUAGAAAUAAUGUUAAUGAUCUCGGUCUUUGGGGGAAAUUUAAGAAAACAAAUUUUAGCCAAAAAAAAAAAAAAUGAAUAUUGGUGACAAAGGACAGUCUAGGUUUUUCAGGAAGUAGAAGAGAGUCUUGAGAAAACAAACUGAGGAAGGCAGCUGUCGUUAAUAAUAAAUCUUGAUGAUUUGCUGUGCAUUGUGAACUAGAAAGAUUUGGUAGAAGAGGAAAUGUAAUUUAUAACAGCACAACUUAAUUUUAUUUGUAAGCCUUUCCUUUCUAGUGGCUUUCUGAUCUACUCUUAACUCUUUGGUUUUGAAUUGAAUGAAUGAUUUAAGCCUACUGUUAUUUUUAAAAAAAGAAUACUGUUAUUUAUUGUAGAAGAAAGUGAUAAUUUACACUAAAUGUAAACAUCCUGAGAAUGAUUAGAAUAGUUCUUCAGUGCCUUUAAUGAGUAGAUUUGAGUUCUAGGAUUCUUAUCACCAUAAUUUUACUCUUACACAAGCUUUUUGGUGAGAGUAAAAAAAAAAAAAAAAGGCUAUUUCUGCGAAAGAAGCCUAUUAAUGGGGGUGCUGUGAUCUGUAGGAUAAUCUUUAAGUACCAUAUGCCUGAGAGACUCUUUCCUUCUCACUGUCUGCACCACCCCCAAUAGUUAUCCCAGCUGAGUGAAUCUCAUGUCAGAAUAACUUUAUCCCAUAGAAAUUUGUGGAAUGGCACCAUAUUGGGAGUCUUGAAACUGAAAAAUACUUUCUCACGGAAUAUUUCUAUAAGAAUUUCCAGCUGUCUAGAGUGUGAGAGCCAGCACUAGUCCCUUGAGGGUCUCUAUGGGAACAUUGUUAUGGCAACUGUUUUUCAUCACAAACUCUCUGUUACAAGAUUUGCUAGAUUACAACCACAAGUUAGCAUUUUAAUGGUUAAUAGUACCUUCAACAUCUUUUUUGAAAAGUUAAAUAAAUUUUGGUGUUGUGGGGUGAUGAGGGUGAACACAAGCAUGGCUAACUUAACAAUAACAAUUGUAGGGUGAGCCAAACCUAUUGUGCAUUUUAUAAUUUGUUUUGUUUUUAAAGUUUCACUAAAAUAUCAGAUUAUUGGAAGGCUGCCUGUUUCUUUUGGUUUGUUUUCUGACCAAAGACUUUGUGACACUUUAUAGGAUGUACUUAAGCUAAUCAUUUUGUUGUUUGUAAUGUUUGCUUAAUUUAACUGUGCCAUUUCUUUUUGUUUAGUUUCUUCUCUCUUUCCUUAGGCACCAGCUUUGGAACAAUUGUCUAACUUUUCUUAGCUGCCUUCAAGUAUCCAUGCUUUAGUUAGCACAUAGACAUAGCCAUAUGUAACAACAGAGAAAAAAGGUUGCCUUUUCUUGAAUGUUGUUGCUAAUCUAAAAUUCAUUCAUUGCACUUCCUGCAGAGAAGCUCAAAAUCAACUACACAUGGCUGGGUCCCUUGACUCCUUGCCCUUUGUGGUCCCCCAGCCUGUUAGCUUGCCAAGAGUGGGUCUCAGAAGGCUAAGGUCUUUUCAGUUCUAUUACAUGGUUCCAUGGUUCAUUUAGGAUUGUCUUGCCUCAGCAAAGAUCCUUUUAAGAUUUAAAGCAGAGAAGAGAGCAAUAUGAAUCAAGAACAUUUUUUAUUUUUUUAAUGCCUAUUUUUAUUUGUAUAGGUUUCUAUAUUUGCAACUCAGGAAAACAAUAGCUAGUGUUUAUUAUCUUUGCAUUUAAACCAAUAGAAAUUGAGAUAAAUAUAAUUAGUAUAAGGCAAAUAAAGGAAGAAACUGAUUUGGUAAAUAAUCUUUAGAUUGAUCUUCUGUAUUUGGGGAGUUGGGAGAGGGAGAGAGGGUUAUGCCUGCGUAUACACCCACUUACAUGCAUGCCAACUUUUCUUUUUUGUUUUCAUCAUACAUGACCCCAAGAUCUCAAGGCUCACCCCUAGGCUCUCAUCUUUCUCUCAAUGAUCUCAUUAGAUCUCAGAGUUUUAAUUAAUAUCUUCACACAGAUGAUUGUCUCAGUCUCUCUCCUGAGCUCCAAUCUCACAUCACCAGAUGCCUAUUAAGAUAUUUCCCACUGCAGCCAUGUAAGCAUCACAGACUGAGCAUGUCCAAAACAGGGCCCCACCUUUUUCACUUCUGUGGAGGGAUCUCCUGCCUGUCCAGGUACCAGGAUUACUGUCUUAGAGUCACACUCUAAGAAAGCCCCUUAAGAGUAGGUUGAACCUCAUUUUGGCCUUUAUUUCCCUAGCAACCAACCAGCACUGUUUUGGCACAUAGUGAGUGCUUAAGGUUUGUUUAUGGAUUAGUUUGUGGGAUCAUUUGCCUGAAGCACAUUUUUAUCCUUUCUAUUGAAUUAUUUGUCAAGUCUGCUUAGUUCUAAAUCUCUUCCUCUCCCACUCCCCCAGCCCCCUUUCAUAUCUUUAUUUUACUUUCAUGACUACAAUCUUAGUUCAACCCUUCAUCACCUCUUAUCUGGACUGUUCUAAAAAAAUUGGACUUCUUGAAUCAAAUCUCUCUCCUCUCUCUUUUUCCAUUCUCAGCGUUGUUCUAAAAUGACAUUUCUUUACUUCUCUGCUCAAAAAGGGCCUCCUUCUUGCUCGUAGUAAUAAAUACAUACUCCUUUCUUUUUCUUGUAUAGCCCUUCCUAAUCCAGCUCGAGACUACCUUUUCAGGCUUAUUAUACAGAAUUUUUCUCCCUGGAUUCUUCUACAUUCAAGCCAAACUGUUCUCUGUACUACAUGAGAUUCCAUUUUCCAUCUUCCCUUUGCACAGAAUCCCAUAUUUAGAAUCCUACUCUUCCCUGCCUGAGCCUCUCAGAAUAUAGGAUUCUUUCAAAGCUUAGUCCAAGUGCCACCUUUUAAAUGAGGCCUUUCCUGAUCUCCACAGUUACUAUUGGCUACUUAGCUAUUAUUUUGUAUCAUAAAUUUUGUAUCUGGUUGGAUAUGUUUAUUUCUGGUCCAUAAAUUAGAAGCUUCUAGAAGGUGAGGUUUUUGUCUUCUUCCUUUAAGAGCCUAACAAAUUGGUACAUAAUAAUCAUCAAGCAUUUAUUAAAUGCUUAUUUUUUCCUAGUAGGCUUAAAUAAAAACCAAGUGGUUUAGAAUUUUUAAAAUUAGUUUUUCCCUUGGAUCUUCCUUCCUGACUCUUUUUUUUUUAAACUAGCAUUAUGAUCAUAACAUAGUUGAAUGAUCCCAAGUUUGAAAGGAGAGAUGAAAAAAAUUGCAUUUUAAAUUUUCAUUAAAAUUCAGUUUUAAUAAAAUUUUUAUCUCAUUUGAUACCUUCCAAACUUGUGUGUGUUAGAGAGAGAGAGAGAGAGAGAGAGAGAGAUUGUGUGUGUGAGUAUGUAAUUCUGGACUUUCAAUUUAUGAAGAGAUGGAAAAAACACAUUUGGAUUGUAAUUUGCAUUUUUGGAGGAAAUAUUUCGAUGUAAUAUUAUGCAUCUAUUUAAAUACAGAAGAAUUGGUAAAGUAUUGUGAUGAAGGUGCUGAUAGAUUUUUCUUAAAUCGUAAUCUAGCUUUUCCUACCUUCCUGUUAAAAAUGGUGCAUUGUAAUUGCAACAGCAGAAAAAUCACUAGCUUGAUGGUUGGCAAGUUGUCUAGUACUUAACAGAAGAACAGGUAGGUAUCUAAAGGAAGUGUCUUUUUGCUCUGAGAUUGAAGUUUUAUAGGAUUUUAUACUGUUGAGGUCAGGGCGGGGGGAAGGAGGGGCAACAUUUGUUCUGUAGAAUCAAUUUAGAGCUGGAAACAAUUUUAGAAUUCUAGUCAAAUCCUCUUGUUUUAUAACAGUAUACUGAAGAGUGGUUGAUUUGAACUCAAAAUCUGGGUUCACAGUUCUUUUUUUGCUGAUAAUUAUUUGCUCUGUGACCUUGGUCCGACUCUCUAAAUCUCAGUUUUCUUACCUAAAAAUAGGAAAACACUUCCUACCUUACAAGAUAUUUUUGAAUAAAAAAACUUUGCGAAUCUUUGAUUCAAUUAAUGAAAUUUAUUAAGUGCUUAUGGUGUGCUAGACUUGUGUAAGGGGCUGAUAAUAAAGGCAGAAGGAAAACCAA
Molecule: messenger RNA, 9015 nt
Organism: Antechinus flavipes (yellow-footed antechinus)
Lineage: Eukaryota; Metazoa; Chordata; Mammalia; Dasyuromorphia; Dasyuridae
Gene: PRPF18
Product: pre-mRNA processing factor 18
Exons: 11
Coding region: 121-1176 (351 amino acids)
Biological process (GO): generation of catalytic spliceosome for second transesterification step; RNA splicing
Cellular component (GO): U2-type post-spliceosomal complex; U4/U6 x U5 tri-snRNP complex; U5 snRNP
Source: RefSeq, a predicted model, not a curated record